UGGCAUGUCGGAUACGAUCAUCCUUGAUAUCAUUUCCAACUAUUUGGUUUUGCCCAAUCGGAUCACAGUACCACUGGUUGAUGAGGUGCAGCUGGCUGAAUUGCGUUUUCCUGUACCGAAAGGGCUUUUGAGAAUACACUUCAUUGAAGCUCAGGAUCUGCAAUGGAAGGACAAGUUCAUGAAGGGACUUGUGAAAGGAAAAUCUGAUCCAUAUGGUAUUCUGUACAUUGGUAACCAGAUGUUCCAAAGUAAGACUAUCAAAGAAAACCUUAAUCCAAAAUGGAACGAGGUCUAUGAGGCACUAAUUUAUGAAAAUCCUGGUCAAGAACUUGAGAUUGAACUUUUUGAUGAAGAUCCAGACAAAGAUGAUUUUCUUGGCAG
This is a messenger RNA of Rhincodon typus (whale shark), 381 nucleotides long. Its product is annotated as extended synaptotagmin-2-like. NCBI's taxonomy places the organism in Eukaryota, Metazoa, Chordata, Chondrichthyes, Orectolobiformes, Rhincodontidae. The transcript has 3 exons. Gene Ontology annotation, biological process: lipid transport. The record is from RefSeq and is a predicted model, not a curated record. The annotation marks the transcript as partial.